AUGACCCCCAGCACACGCAGAAGAAACACUUCCAAGGUAGUAACUCUCGACUCCGUGCGCAACCUCGGCAACGAACAGCCAAAGAAGAAAACCAUCAUCUGGAAGGAUUUUGGCGUGUACUUGGAUAAGAAACUUGACUGGAACCUUGACCAAGAUUUCGUUAGCAACUCGUCCACAAGCUCGAGUGUCAUUGUCAACGUCCUCUCUGACUCCUCAUACUUGUCCCAGGUGGUCAAAUUCCAAGUUUGUAACUCGUGCACUCGCCCUAUCGGUGAAGACUCGUUAAGCACACACUACGCCAAGUGUGUGGAAAUGAAACAGAAGAGACAAGAGGAAAUGAACUCAGGAACUGUGCCUGCAAAGCGCAAACGCGGUAGAACUGCAAAUGCUUUACUCGAUAUUGAGACAUCUUCGGUGGAUCUGUCUCGCGGUGCAACGCCGACGCCCGGUACCCCUUCGCUGGCGCAAUCGCAGGGCCCAAGGCCAAAAAAGAAGUAUAAGAAGUCGCAAAUGCAAAAGGAAAAGGAGGCUGCUAACGCUGCUGCUGCUGCCGCUGCUGCCGCUGAGGCUGCUGCGGCCAGAGCCAAUAAUGCUCUGAAGAAGAAAAAGACACCGAAGACAAAGGUUCCGGCCAAAACAAAGGGCCCAGUGGAUGUCGAGAAGCAGUGUGGUGUGCCAUUGCCACUGGGAGGGUUUUGUGCCAGAUCCCUCACAUGUAAGACCCACUCGAUGGGUGCAAAGAGAGCAGUGCCAGGACGUAGUGCUCCUUACGAUGUGUUGCUACAACAGUAUCAGAAACGGAACCAAGCCAAGCUUGCAGCCAGCAAUGCGUUGGCAGCCCAGCGCAGAGAAAAUGCUCAACUCACAGGAAUGGGAGGUGUGGAUUCCGAGGACGGAACUGGUGCUGGUGCAUUGAACAUGGUGCUCGACCCAGACGAGGAGACCCACUUGGUGUUGGAGGGCUUGUCUAAGAAUUACGCCAUUCCCUUGGAGCGCAAGGUUAUUCUUCCCACGAGAAACAGGCACAACUUCCUCUAUAUGCGUGAAGCGUAUGCCAAUGCACUUAUCACGAAUGGAUCAGCCGCUGCUGACUCACUGGCGCUGUCUGGUGAUCUCACGUUGGCUAAUCAGGCCAUUUCAGGCUCGAUUGGUGGUCUUCAAGGUCGUUGCGCAUUGGUCAAUGUCGAUAAUAAUGCUGGAGAUGGUGGCACUCAAUCAUACGCAGCCGUCACAGGAGAGUUGUAUCAGGUACGUGCUCCGCUGAAGGCCAUCUUGAUGACCGCACAGUAUAACCACCAACAGCAACAGCAAUUCCAGCAGCAGUUGCUCAAGUUGCAGCAGCAACAACAACAGCAGCAGUUGCUUUUGAAACAGCGGCAGAUGGAGCAGGCGCAGGGCCAGGCUUCGGUGGCUACCAGACUGCUGUAG
Molecule: messenger RNA, 1428 nt
Organism: Sungouiella intermedia
Lineage: Eukaryota; Fungi; Ascomycota; Pichiomycetes; Serinales; Metschnikowiaceae
Source: the annotation of a GenBank genome assembly